Messenger RNA from Anopheles bellator, 4029 nucleotides. RefSeq names its product protein fem-1 homolog CG6966. Bases 742 to 2724 code for a protein of 660 amino acids. The record is from RefSeq and is a predicted model, not a curated record. NCBI's taxonomy places the organism in Eukaryota, Metazoa, Arthropoda, Insecta, Diptera, Culicidae. The transcript has 8 exons. Gene Ontology annotation, molecular function: protein binding.
AUUUCGUCGGGGAAGGACGCGCUCGGUGAAAAUCGGUCCGCAGCGUGGAAACGGGCAGCUCUCGCAGGCAUAGAAAGUAGAAAAAAACGGCAGGUGCUGAGAUUGUGAGAACGGUGCAAUCGCCAGCUCACCCCUUUGAGAGAGAGAGAGGGAGAAAGAGCACGAAGAAUCCAAAUGUAACCCACGCUUGGUCUUCGAUUUGCAGUUUUCGUUUGUCCCGCUGUGCCUUGGUUGUGACCCGAGGAACAGGGUGUCCGAAGGAGUGCACAACCUAACCUAAAACAACAAGCGAAGAGUGAGAGAAGAGGAUCAACUGCGUGCGAGAGAGUGAGAGCGAAAGAAUACCCGUUUCUAGCUGCCAAGGAUCCGACUUUUGUGCGUUUUAGAUUUUGUCACCCCUGUUCCGGUUGGUGGUGGAGAAAAUUUACGCACCUCCGAAGCGCGAGAGGCGAAGAGGAAAGGCUUGUGGCCAGUGCCGAAGCGUGACGCGUAACUUCCUUCCGGAGAAAAACAUCCUGCGAACGGCGCGCGUGCUGUGUUGUGAUUCCAGAAUCCUCGGUCGGUUGUGCAGAUUGUUUGUGUGCUGUGGGCAUUGCAUGUGCGGCCGAGUCGAGAAAUAAGUGAAAAGAAUUCCGUGCGGGGGUUUUCCAAUAGGAAGGAUCGUACGGCUAGUGUGCGUUUUUGUGUUUGCAAGGGAACGUGUUCUUUAGUACCGGAGUGGCCAGCAGUGCUCCCCUCUGGAUGACUUCUACGCCACCUGCUUCGUCGGAAGCCAUCGCCAGCCAACAGACGAUGGCCGACAACAACGGAGCGACAAUGGUGUCCUGCAAUUACGUUGCGCUGCUCGAGGGUGUCUUCAAUGCGGCCCGCACCGGCAAUCUAGCUGCUCUAAAGAAAUGGACCUCCCGACUGAUGCCGAACGAUCUCAAGUCGCUGGUGAUGAUGAAGACGACCGGCGCCACACCGCUGCUGAUUGCCUGCCGGAACGGCCACUUCGACGUGGUGCAGUAUCUGAUCAAACGGUGCCACGCGGACGUCGAGCAGGCCGGCUCGGUCAUAUUCGACGGCGAAACGAUAGAGGGCGCCCCGCCGCUCUGGUGCGCCUCGGCCGCCGGGCACACCAACAUAGUUAAACUCUUAGUCCAACACGGUGCCAAAGUGAACAGUACAACCAAAACGAACAGCACACCACUGCGGGCGGCCUGUUUCGAUGGCCACUACGAAAUAGUGAAGUAUCUCGUCUUACACGGUGCAGACAUUGAAGUAGCAAAUCGCCACGGACACACCUGCCUGAUGAUCGCCUGCUACAAGGGGCACUACAAAAUCGCACAAUACUUGCUCUCGCUGAAGGCGGACGUGAACCGGCGUAGCGUGAAAGGCAACACGGCCCUGCACGAUUGCGCCGAGUCCGGUUCGCUCGAGAUCCUACAGCUACUCCUGCAGCACGGGGCCACCAUGGACGUCGAUUCGUACGGAAUGACACCACUGCUAGCAGCCAGCGUUACCGGACACCUGCCGAUCGUGGAACAUCUGAUCAAGCUUCCGUUAGUGUCGCGAGACGAUCGGAUCGCCGCGCUCGAGCUGCUAGGUGCCACGUACGUCGACAAGAAGCGCGACAUGCUUGGUGCCCUCUCGUUCUGGAAGCGUGCAAUGGAGGACAGAUACAACAACAGCCCCAUCCAGCCGAAACCAACCCGUGAUCCGGUGCCUGCGUACGACUACGUGCAAGAGGUAAACAACCUGACCACCCUCGAGGAGCUCGUCAUGGACCCGGACGAAAUGCGCAUGCAGGCGCUGCUGAUUCGCGAACGGAUACUGGGCCCCGUGCAUCCGGACACCAGCUACUACAUCCGCUUCCGGGGUGCCGUGUACGCCGACUCCGGUCGCUUCGAUCGGUGCAUCGAGCUCUGGACGUACGCCCUGUCGAUGCAGCAAAGCAUCCUCGAACCGCUCAAUCCGAUGACCCAAUCGUCGCUGCUCUCGUUCGCCGAGCUGUUCAGCUUCAUGCUGGGCGAGGUCGGGCGGCCCAUCACUCGCGGUCGCAUCGUGCCACCGAUCGAAACGUCCGACAUGCUGGUGGUGUUCAAGAAAUCGAUCUGCGAAGUGCAGCUCGGCCAACAGAUGCUCGACCAGAUGCCGUACCCGGAGCGUGACCACGGUGCGCUCAGUCGGGCGCUCGUGAUUUCGCUGCACCUCGCCUGCCUGCUGGUGCGGCUGCUCGACGAGGAGGAGGAACUGUGCACGGAAGAAAUGAAGCACCAGAUUCUGCAGGCACUGUACGAUCUGGUCAGCUUGAAGAUCGUUUCGAAAACGGGUCAAACCGCCCUGCAUCUCGCUUGCUACAAGGAAGCGGCACUGGUUGGGCGAUACCCGGUGUGUCAGCUGCCGUCGCCACGGCUCGUGAAAGCCUUGCUGCAGGUCGGGGCGGACCCGAACGCACAGGACGACAGUGGCAACACGCCGCUCCACCUGGCCGCCCAAACGCGCCCCUGCCCACCGAGCCUGGCACAAACGUUGCUCGAGCACGGCGCACACUUGGAUACACGGAAUGUCGAAGGUUUCACGUUUGAGACACUUCUGCACAACCAGCAGCUGCACGAGCUGGUCAAUCCGAUCAAGUACACGCGACUGUCCUGCCUGGCGGCGCGCGUCAUCAAGAGUCACGCACUCCACUACCAGAACGAGAUUCCCAAGUGUCUGCUGGCGUUCGUCGAUUCGCACUAGCAUCAGCGGCACGGGUCAGUGAGUGGCACGUCGUCGGACGCAGGCCGCCGGCGCGUAUCUCAGGAUCGUGAUCCCUUGGAAGGUUGAGAAGCAACAGCCCCGUUUAACGCCACGAUCCGGCUGACGACGGUCAAGGGCGGAAAGAAUACGAUUAGAAUUCAGUGAAAAAGGAAUUCGGUGCGUGCAAACAUCAAGCAACCAUUCGCUGCCAUUUAGAGGAAACCCGGAACGUUAACGAGAAGCUUUCACGACGCAGUUCGUUCCCCGCAAAAGCACACAAACGGCUGUUGGCAGCAAAACGGAAACCUUCAUUGCGAGGUGUCGAUUCGAUUGCUUCCCAACUCUUGUUGAACCGAUGAUCAGCCAACGAUUUGAGCGAGCAUCAAACCGGCUUCGGAGUGAUCUCUGCCGUCGGUCAAGCACGCGAGGGGAGCAUACGUUUCAGUGAGCCAUGGUGCUGAGUUUCGUUUGGCAGUAUUCGUCCUGCUGCUGCUCCUGGUUUGAAAACUACUUCCACUGAGCUUUGUUUGGUUUCUGGGGUUCGUUCUGUCUGGGGUGGUUUCUGUUUCGUUUCGAACGAUAGAUAGUAAUAAAAGUAAAUUUAAGAAAAUUUCAACCCGCAGCUACGGGAAGGAUGCGCGCAGGGUCGGUCGUGGAGAGUUCGACGGGAGGUGUUAGAUUUUCGAGCCACAGGAUGCUGCAAAUUAGCGCCACUAGUUUCUUUCACUCUCAGCACCUCAUCCAACCGCAGAUAGGUGUUUUGCGACGCAUAAAUCCCGAGGGGGCAGCUCGCAUAAUAACAGAAAGGAGAAAGAACUCGGAGCACAACAAGAAGCGGUUCAUUGGGAGUGUCGCUUUCCUAGUAGGGAUUGAUACGUUGAUACGACCCGCAAGCGUGAUUGAGGCCGAACUUUAUAACAUUUGUUGUACUGAGGGAAGGGAAGAGAACGAUUUAGUCGAAUGAUUUUACGGCACGAAGUCGAGUACGAAUCCAGGGAACGAACCUUUUCUUUUAAUAUUUAGCGAUACGGCCGAAGUAUCAGCGACGCACGCGCGUAAGGGUGGCGGUCGUCCUGCUUCCCGCGCCGUCGAUAGAUAAUUGGUGUUGAUAACCGUGUGAUAAGCGACGACAGAGAGAGAGCCCGGGAAGACAUGCACGCGAUCGGCGAUCGACCAUGAAACGGUUCGUGGCGUCGGUUGCGUAGUGUAUCUGUUUUGGUUCUGCUUUUGGUUUGCUUUUAGCUCGUAACAGAUUUUUAGUUUCGUUAAGGAUCCAAUAAACAACCAUUACUCUCCCAGGACACA